GAAACCAAGUUUAAGAUAUAUAUAUAAAUAUAAAAUGGAUGACAAUAUGGAGGCUGGUUUAUGUUAUUGUCACUUGAAUAUACUAUAUGUUCAUACACUAAACGAACUCACACUAAUAGCAUUACUCAAAAAAAAAAGCAAGCUAUAGAGUAUUCAAAUAUCAAAAGCAAAGAAGAUUCCACUGUGUUUUUCCUUUGAUGUACGCGGCUUUAGAGUUCACAUAGUUGGUCUCAUCUUUCUAUUAAUAAGAACCACUGUAAGGAAAUCUCUCACUCUCUCACUGUAAGGCAUGGGGAACUGUUUAUUCGGAGGGUUAGGCAACGUGGAAGAGUACUUACCUACCAAAGUCAUAAAACCGGACAGUGGAGUUCUAGAGUUCUUCUCCCCCAUCGCAGCAGGCUCCAACGAGUUGAAGACUUCUGUCGGAAACUGUCAUGUGAGAUCCAACAGCGAGUCCUUGCCAAUGAUAACUCCGUAUGGAAUGUCUCUGGAUUACAACCACAGAGUGUUGAAGAGAUCGUACACAAACGUAUUUUCAAGAAAGACCCGACAUAAGGAGAAGAAGAAGACGAGGAAGCGCAUGAGAAACAAAGGUGAUAUAUGGAAAGUGAAGCUGGUCAUAAACACGGAAGAGCUGUUGCAGAUAUUGUCCGAAGAGGGAAGAACAAACGAGCUUAUAGAGAGUGUAAGAGCCGUCGCCAAGUGUGAAAACUUUGUCGCGUCCGAGAUGAACUUGUCGGUGGUAAAGGUCUAAAUUUUUAUAUUUAUGGUAGAUCUUCAUCUACAUUAUUUAGAUGUUGUGGUUUAUGAGUUUACUUGGCAAGUUGCCAUUAACCCCAAAAAAAAAAAGUUGCCAUUAACCCCAAAAAUCUUCUACGUGUGUUAUUUGACUCUAGUCUAUGAUCAGUCAAUUUUAAUAUAUAAAGUUGUAUGUGUUUAAUGUGAGUUUGGUAUGUAAGAUAAUUAUAGUUUAUUAAAUUUUAA
This is a messenger RNA of Brassica napus (rape), 984 nucleotides long. RefSeq lists its product as uncharacterized. The transcript has a single exon. NCBI's taxonomy places the organism in Eukaryota, Viridiplantae, Streptophyta, Magnoliopsida, Brassicales, Brassicaceae. Bases 290 to 754 code for a protein of 154 amino acids. The record is from RefSeq and is a predicted model, not a curated record.